Messenger RNA from Didymodactylos carnosus, 900 nucleotides. Lineage: Eukaryota; Metazoa; Rotifera; Eurotatoria; Philodinida; Philodinidae. The record is from the annotation of a GenBank genome assembly.
AUGUCGUCACAGUACUUGAGAAGUUCCACUUCGUCAAAUAUAGACAAUGAUGACAGUACAGAUAAUGAUGGCCAAAUAGCACGUACACUCCAUGAAAGUUACUUAUUAGCUAGUAAUAAUGGACAAAAAGAAAUUAUUCGUGAUAUACCAAAACAGCAGUCGGCAUCAUUACAGAAGAAAGUCAAUAUUAGUUUGAACGAUUUUAGAAAAGUACUCAAUAAUAUUGUAACGUCUUCUGUUGAACGCGGACCAUUAUCGAAUGAAUUAUGUAGUGAAAUGACAGUGACAAAAAUGGCAUCCUCAGAAGUACAUGUACAAAUGAAUGACGAUGCUGAAGUAGCAUUGAUUGAACAAAUACUAGAGAUAGCCAAAUGGGAGCAAAUGAACAAUGGAAAAGGAGUUAGUUCUGAUCAACUCUUGCAAACAGCACACGACAAAAUUUCAGUAGCAUUGACACCUGAAACAAAUAUUUUAAGCAAAAUAUCCACGGUGAUUACUACAAUUUUUCAGCGAUAUAAAAAUUUUCAAAUCCAAAAUAAAGAUUUGAUUGAUAAAACAUCGCAGUUUACAAAAAGGAUUGGUCCAGUCCUUUUAACAUUAACUGUCAGAGGCAGACGAGGAACACCAUCAGUAUUAGGUCAAAAUCCACUUGUAUUAUUAUCAGGGAUGGUGCUAUGUCUUAUGAGAAGAGAACUUACACUGGAAGACGGACAGGAAAUAUUACAAUCAAUUGGAAACAUGUGGUCUGGAUCGGCCGUAUGGUAUGAAUUUUUUGAAUCAUUAUUAUAUUUACUUUUGGCUGCAACAAUGCCAUGGUUGGGCCAACAAGCAAUGCAAAGAUUCAUGAAAAAGAUCGAAUGUUAUACAACAACAACACAGGAUGCAAUUGUCAACAAAUAA